AUUUCACUUUUCCCUGGUUAACGAGCUGCCUCAUAACAUGCUGGGCUACAACAGAAAUGAUCAGGGCCUCAGCUGCUACUGUAGGAGUCUGAUGAGAAACAGUCUCACCUCAGAGGACAGCAAGACCGGUCAGGCCUGAUGCAGGGAGCACAGGAGUGGAGAGGCGAGGGUCAUUAUCCCCAUGAGGGUGGAGCAAAGUGGGGAGGUGAAGAAAGUGAGUGAGUGAACCAUUUGAAGCUCAUACUGACAUGCUGCUCGGAAGAGUCCUGUGAGGACAGCUAUGGGUGUUGUUUUGCAAAGAGCAGCGGCGUGGUGUUUAUGCAAAUUAGCCUGCAGUCUUGUCUUCCUGCCAUCAGUAGCCACAUCCUGCAGUCCUGUCAGCUUCUGCUGCUGCUGCCUCCUGAUCUUCACUGACUUCUUGGUCUCAGUUUUUCUGAGUUUCUUCUGCAUCUUUGAAUCCUGGCUGACGGAACAGACACCACUAGGUGAUGUCACUGCCGUGCGCUUCCUGCUCUUUCUCAGCCAAGUGUAUGGUGGGGUGUUGCUCCUGAUCACACCUCUGAUUGCGGUGGAGACUCUGACCAGACUCCUGUGGCUGCGCCAUCUUGUUGUUAACAAGGCAGAAAGUCAAGCAGUGCGCUCUGAUGGACAGUGUCAUUAUACUGGUCAAGUAGCUGUGCAAGAAGAGGAUGAGAGCAACAUAUCAGACCAAGGCAAAGACCAGAGGUUGUUUCAUGUUGUCGCCUACCUCUGCUGCCUCUCAGUGUGGAUUGCUGUUGCUCUGAAUGUCAGGUGGCAAUGGAAGACAGAGGAGACGUUGGCUACUGCAUGUUUUAUAACAACUAACUCCCUCAUUAGAUGUUUGCCCAACCUGUUGAGUUUCACGCCCAGUGUUGUUACUUACUGUUGGGGCUUGGCCUUCCUCUCCCUUCUCCUGCUCAUCCUGACCACACGCACAGGUUUGCACAGACAACACCAGGGCACUGCACAGAUGGAGAUCACACACAGAGAGAAAGGUGGAUUUAACAAUAAUGGUGGCAGUUGCAGGAAGGACCUUGUCCCAGUGCUGCCUGCACCCUCCAAGUCUGUGAACCCAGGGAUGUCAGUGUCAGAUCCAGCACAGUCUGUUGACCCUGAGAAAACAGAGAGCAGCUGCACUGUUCACAGAGCAUAUUUCUGGAACAGUGUGCAGAUGUCGGCACGUCACCAUGGAGACUUGGUCCUCAUCUUCCCUGGGUGUUUGUUUGCAGAGAGAGGAGGAAAGGAGCAUAAAAGGACAAAGAAAGGUAUACCCCUGACAUUUAUCCCAGAGGAACACAUGAAGUCACAAUACAGGAGCCACUGCAGGUGGCAGCAGAGGGGUUUUCCCUGCCUUGGGGUGAAUGUAAUGAUAGGGUUUGUGAGUGUCUUUGCCAUCUUUGUGCUGCCUCUGAACCUCACUGUGAACAUUCUUCUGAUCAGGACUAUAGAGGCACUGCUGGAGGUGUUCCUCGAGUCCUUACUUUCAUCUGCAGCAAAGACAACCAACACAUCAGCCUCUCACAGUGAAACACUUGUGUAAAACCAGGCUAGCAAGAGGCAAAUGUGGAUACUUGAUUUGAAGCCAUCUGCACCAGGAUCACUGGAUUAAUAUUGCAUGUUUGCAGACAGCAGGUCUAACCUGACAACACCGGUUUGAACAGAGUGUAAAGUGUAAGCAGCUAUUCACGUGUGAGGAAUAAUAUGUGGAAAUUUCUAAAAGGUGCCGAACAGGCAGGUUGAGGCGUGUUUGUAGAAAGACACUCACCUGGCUGAAACAGAUGUGCUGGAAGGCCUCGUUUUACUGUUCCAAGCCUUAUGAUCUGCAUUUGUCUUUACACAGUGAGUUACAGAACAAAGCUCUGCAGCUUAAAUAAGGCUAAUCCACAGGUAAACAGUGUUUUGAAAGCACUUAUCCAAAAAGUGCUGAUGCUGCAUCGCAUGACCAGGUAUGAUUUGGAACUAAUUGUACUUUAUUGACAAUUUCCAUGAUUUAAUACUUACACUCAGUCACAUUUUAGAUGAAAAUGCUGUACUCUUUACUGCAUUACAUUUUCUGACAGCUACAAGUUAAUUCUGAGAUGACAUUUUUACAUUAAAAAAACAA
Messenger RNA from Monopterus albus (swamp eel), 2125 nucleotides. RefSeq lists its product as uncharacterized. The record is from RefSeq and is a predicted model, not a curated record. Lineage: Eukaryota; Metazoa; Chordata; Actinopteri; Synbranchiformes; Synbranchidae. The transcript has 5 exons. Bases 281 to 1561 code for a protein of 426 amino acids.